This is a messenger RNA of Seminavis robusta, 1104 nucleotides long. Lineage: Eukaryota; Bacillariophyta; Bacillariophyceae; Naviculales; Naviculaceae. The record is from the annotation of a GenBank genome assembly.
AUGGAGAGCAAGUCCAGCCGAGAUUAUCUCGUGAUCGAUUACGGCCAGGGGAAAGCCGCGAUCGAGAUUUCUCCUACAUCGACACUCGCCGAUGUUCGAAACUCGGUGCUGGAAGAGUUUGACGACGACAUGUUUCCCAACCAAAGAAACCAACAGUGGGGCUUUUGGAUCAACGGUAUGCGAAUCGCAGUCAAGCAGGAAGCACGCAAACUAGCUUGGAACUACUUGACGGAUGCCACUGUGAGCAUCCGUAGCACUAAUGUCAAGCGAGCUCUCGUGGCCCAACCUGAAGACCCCGCGACAACGGCCAAGAAAACCAAGACGGUCACCUUUUCUGUUGAAGAUGCAACUGCCUCGGCUGCUGCGAGAGCAGGUCCAGAAUGUUCUCCUCCAACUGAGGAGGGCACUCCCAACGAAACCUUCAGAAAAAUGGAUGUCAAAGAGUCCCCUCCGGCGAAGAACUUUAGCUUGGCCUUUGAGAAGGCGAAGGCAAAGAACAACCUCCUGGAUGAAGAUGCCACUGCCUCGGCUGCUGUGAGAGCAGGUCCUAAAUGUUCUCCUCCAACCGUAGAGGGCGCCCCCAACGAACGGAGCACUACAAACACAAGGUGCAUCUCAGCCGACACCGCCAAGAAGGAAUCAACCAAUCUGGGAAAUGAGAUCGAUUCAACCGAUGACGUGGAUGUGCCUAUUACAAUCACUAUCGCGAACUCAUCGAGCGAUGAAGAAAUGGAUGUCAAAGAGUCUCCUCCUGUGAAGAAUCCUCACAUCAACUUUAGGUUGGCCUUUGAGAAGGCAAAUUGUUGCCAAGAAGCGAAGAAGCUAUUGAAAUCGUCACGUCCUCAGACUAUCAGUGGUGUCUACGGUGGCACGGGAGUUCUGCAGUGGCAAGUCGUCGUUGUUGAAGCAGAAGAAGAAGAGCAAUCCAUAUCGGAAGAAGUCGCCGGCAAAGAAGAAGUUGCAGAAGCAACUGGGUUCACCCCGUCACACCACAUCUCCUGCUCGCCCCCACAACAGCCCAAAGUGGGAGGAGGAAGACAAGAAACAAGCGGCGAGCGACGCCGGGGACGAAGGCAAGGGACGUUUGGUCUUCAAUCCAAUUAA